AUGUCGGAGCUAGGCGGAUCUCUGGACACGCCACAUAGCAUCUUUCAGGUGGAUGAGUCAAACGCCGGAAAGUGUUCAGCCAAGACGAACAUAGUUUUCCUGAAGACGCACAAAACGGCUGGUUCUACCAUUCAAAAUGUAAUCAUGCGGUAUGGACUGAACAAAAACCUUACUUUUGCCUUACCACGCACUGGCCAUAGGUUUCCUGGUUUUUUUGAAAGGUCAUCUGUGUUGCCCGUAAACCAAAACAAGAACAAGACCGCCUACAAUAUAUUAUGUCAUCACACUCGCUUCCAUUAUGACAACAUGAGGGAUCUUAUGCCAAACGACUCAGUUUACAUAACAGCUGUGCGAAGUCCUGGUAAAUUAUUCCAAUCUGCUUUCGAGUACUUUCAAUUUAGAAAGAAAUUCCACAUUACAAAACAGAAUGCCCUAGAAGCUUUUCUUGAUGACCCGUCUUAUUUUGUAGGAAAAUAUAGUAAGAUACGCUUUUCUCGUAACCCAGUGUUUUUCGACCUGGGAUACGACCCUUAUCAGCUAGAGUCAGAAUCUUCCAUAAGAGAUGCUAUUAAUUAUGUUGAUAGAAUAUUUUCACUUGUUCUGGUGUCAGACUAUUUCGAGGAGUCCAUGGUGCUUUUAAAACACACUCUUUGCUGGGAUGUCAAUGACGUUACAUAUUUCAAGCUGAAUGAAAGGGAAUCCACUUCUUUCCAACAUCUAACGAAGGACAUGGAAGAGAAGAUAAGGCAAUGGAACAAAGCGGAUAGUAUGCUGUUUGACCAUUUCAACAGAUCAUUAUGGGAAAAACUUUCUCAUCUCCCUUUUGACUGGAAAAAAAAGGUGGAGUUACUAAAGCAGAAGAAUAGGCGUCUUGAAGCUGAGUGUAUAAACACGCGUAUGACGACCUCUGAUAUCAGAGCUAGGACAUUUAGAUUUUUUGAACCCCCCGGAGUACCAGUUGUUGGUAUUGUAUUGAAUGAAUCUGAAAUGCGAAAUCAAACCUGUGUUCACAUGGCUAAGGCUGAAAUACCAUUCACAAACGAACUUAAAGAUUUAUAUAAAAAGUCAAUCAGGAAGUGAAAGUAAAACAACGAC
Molecule: messenger RNA, 1095 nt
Organism: Branchiostoma floridae (Florida lancelet)
Lineage: Eukaryota; Metazoa; Chordata; Leptocardii; Amphioxiformes; Branchiostomatidae
Product: galactosylceramide sulfotransferase-like
Exons: 2
Coding region: 1-1080 (359 amino acids)
Biological process (GO): glycolipid biosynthetic process
Cellular component (GO): membrane
Molecular function (GO): galactosylceramide sulfotransferase activity
Source: RefSeq, a predicted model, not a curated record